This is a messenger RNA of Carassius gibelio (silver crucian carp), 3603 nucleotides long. RefSeq lists its product as uncharacterized. NCBI's taxonomy places the organism in Eukaryota, Metazoa, Chordata, Actinopteri, Cypriniformes, Cyprinidae. The record is from RefSeq and is a predicted model, not a curated record. The coding region runs from base 59 to 1741 and encodes 560 amino acids. The transcript is spliced from 2 exons.
AACCUCCUCAAACUUCACCAACAAGGUUCACUAUGUUUUCAGAACUCAAAUAAAGGAAAUGAUCUCCCCUACAGAGGUCCUGAAAAUGUUGGAAUCUGACUUUGUUGAGAAGUUCCCAGAUGAUGUAAACAUCUCUCAAGAUGAUCUCAAAUUUCUAGCAAAGAUAAGGAAAGGCAUUAGACACAAGGAGGAUGGCCAUUUUGAAAUGCCACUCCCAUUCAAGAGUGAAAGGCCUAACCUGCCAGAUAACAAGGCAUGUGCUAUUCAUCGCCUCAAAUGUUCAGGAAAAAAGCUCAAGAGGAACAAGCAGUACUACAUGGACUACAAGAAGUUCAUGGAUGAGAUAAUAGCCCUUGGGGAUGCUGAAAGAGUACCAGAGCAAGACAUCGACAAGAGACCAGCUUGGUACAUCCCACACCAUGGGGUGUAUCAUCCCCAAAAACCGGGAAAGAUUCGCGUUGUCUUUGAUGCCUCCGCCAAGUUCAGAGACACCUCACUAAAUGACCAUCUCCUGACUGGUCCAGAGCUGACAAACACCCUGCUUGGAGUCUUGUAUCGCUUCCGAAGAGGCCCAGUGGCUUUCAUGUGUGAUAUUGAAAGCUUGUUCCACCAGUUUCAUGUGAAUGCUUGCGAUCAAGAUUACUUGUGGUGGGAGAACAGAGACCUCGAAACUCCAUUCACUGUCUACCGAAUGAAAGUACACUUAUUCGGCGCAGCGUCCUCUCCAGGUUGCGCAAACUAUGGCCUCAAACACCUCGCAGCUGAAGGAGAAGGAAGUUUUGAUGAAGAAACCAUCAAGUUCAUCAAAACUAACUUCUAUGUCGAUGAUGGACUAGGAAGUGUCGACACUGAAGAGCAAGCAAUACAGCUUGUCAAUGAAGCACGCAAGCUCUGCAGGAUGUGCAACCUUCGGCUGCAUAAGUUCAUCUCAAACAGCACCCAAGUUCUAGCUUUGCUUCCAAAGGAAGAAUGUGCUGUAGUUGCCAAAGAUCUAGAUAUGGCACUUGGUGAAGUGCACGUGUUUGUUGCAAACCGUGUCGAACGCAUCAAACAAGGUACAGAGUCAACACAAUGGUGGUAUGUAACUUCCAAAGACAAUCCGGCAGACCACGCCUCAAGAGGCCUUACAGCAGAACAACUUGUAGCUUCAAACUGGUUCAAGGGCCCAGAUCUUCUCUGGCAGAAGGUCAUAACCAGUAGUGUACUCAAGGUGGGAGAGUUAUCGAACAGUGACCCAGAGGUCAGGAAAGUUCAAGUCCACACGAUACAAGUAGAAGAACAAAGGUCAUUGUUAGAUUGGCUUCAGAAGUUUUCAGACUGGUUGAGAAUGAUUAAAGCUGUGGCCAGACUCAAGCGCUAUGUUAAAGAAGCAAAGGAUCACAAGAAGUCAUGUAACAUUGUUAACCUACAAGAGACAAAAGAAGCAGAGGUAACCAUAAUAAAGAUGGUCCAAGCAGCAGCGUUUACUCAGGAAAUAAAAACCUUACAACAUCAGGAGGUGAUGCAGACCAAAAACAGGGUCAGCAAGUUAUGUCCAUUUCUCGACAACCAAGGCCUUCUUCGGGAAGGCGGACGCUUAACACAUGCUGCUUUGCAUCCUAAUGUCAGUCAUCCUGUGAUCCUGCCAAAAAACAGUCAUGUGUCUACAUUACUCGUCAAACAUUAUCACGAGAAGACAUACCAUCAAGGAAGAGGGAUCACGAUGAACGAGCUGCGAGCUAAUGGAUACUGGAUACUUUGAUGCAGUAAGAUUGUUUCAUCUUACAUCUAUAAAUGUUUAAAAUGCAGAAGAUUCAGAAGGUGCACAGAGCAGCAGAAGAUGGCAGACCUCCCAGAGGAUAGGAUGGAAACUACACCACCAUUCACCUACUGUUGGAUGGACUGCUUUGGUCCUUUUUACGUCAAGGAUGGCCGCAAGGAGUUAAAGCGUUAUGGAUUGUUAAUCACCUGCAUGUGCUCCAGAGCAGUACAUCUUGAGAUGCUGGAUGAUCUAUCAACGGAUUCCCUCAUCAACUCUUUACGUGCAUUCAUAGCCAUCAGAGGUACAGUUCGGCAGAUAAGAUGUGAUCAAGGCACGAACUUUGUCGGCACCAGAAAUGAGUUUGCUGAAGCAUUCAAGGAAAUGGAUCAAGCAAAGCUGGAAAAACUGGACUGCGAGUUUCUCAUGAACACCCCAGCGUCAAGUCACAUGGGUGGUGUCUGGGAAAGACAAAUUCGCACCAUAAGAAGUGUACUCAUGUCAAUCCUGGAUCAAUCCAGCAAACAACUUGACAGCUCUUCUCUAAGGACAUUCCUUUAUGAGGUAAUGGCAGUCAUCAAUAGCAGGCCAUUGACUACUGACCAACUGUGUGAUCCAUCAAACCCAGAACCUUUAACACCAAAUCACAUACUGACCAUGAAGUCAACAAUCAUCUCCCCACCUCCAGGAAGGUUUGUAAAGGAAGAUCUUUAUCUCCGUAAGAGGUGGCGUCGUGUUCAACUCCUCGCCAACACCUUCUGGACAAGGUGGAAAAAAGAGUAUUUGUUAAACCUUCAAGGUAGACAGAAGUGGACCAAGGAGCAUAGAAAUGCUAAGGUUGAUGAUAUUGUUCUCCUGGAAGACGAGAUAACUCCACGCAGCCAGUGGAAAUUGGCAAAGAUUGCUGAAGUCUACCCUGGAAAAGAUGGAAUAGCGAGGAAGGUGAAAUUGUUAAUGAGUGAUCAAAACCUGGACGAAGAAGGAAAACGUACCUCCAAACCCGUUCAUCUGGAAAGGCCCAUUCAGAAGACAGUUGUUCUGAUGGAGGCAGAAGAAGAUUCUCAACCUCGCUCUGCCUAAAAUAUAGUUCAUAUUCUUUAAUUCAUAAGCUAUUCAUUAGUCAUAGUUGAUAAUUUGUUCUUUAAAAAUCACAAGUGAUUGGUGGGAGUGUAACAGUAUUAGCAUUUAAUGUCCCAUUGAGCUGUGUCCAGGCGUGCUCUUUUUGCGCCAUCUACUGGUAGGAUGUAGCGGGUACAAUUGUUUAUGUUUGGGUUUCUGCCCGAGCCCAUUUUGCUGAGACACAUGCUAUCUGUAGGCUGUAGCUGCCGGUUAGCUCCACUAAGAAUGAAAGAAACGUGAAAAUUUGAGACAAAAUUAAGAAAUAAGAGCGAAAGAAGAUAGAGAAGGAGAUAGAGGAUUAUUUAGCCCCCUCUGGGAUGUCAGCUCACGAGUUCUCACGGGUUGUCAAGACCAGAAUAAACCCUGUUUUAUAACUCUACAUCGUGCGUUCGUUGAUCCUUGAGGGUGCUACAUAUAUACACACACACAUUUUUACUCUAGCCUAAGACUAUCCCACGUUUUAUGUACAAACCAGAAUAAAAAUAUAAAUUGUUCUAAUCCGUGUGUAUGGGUUUCUAUAUAUAUAUAGGAACACACACACACGAAUUAAAAAAUAUAUAUUUUCAUUCUGGUUUGCUCUUAGCAAAAAUAAAUAAAAUCCUUCAAGUUCCAUAUGAGGAACAAAAUGAGAACGGUCCAGCGUUAAGACCACACUAACAGCAAUAAUUCUUAUUAACUGCUAUUGUUCUUGAUUUUUCAAACUGUCUCCAAUUAUGCCUUAACUGUGCAAGCAAAAAUUGAGUAUG